UAUCGCGAGGGGUGGCGUGUUGUGGCUGCUCAGUAGCCGAAACUUCAUGGAACGCGGCGGUCGUCACAUAACAAAGUUUUACAAAAUAACACCCACAUGUGUGUGCAUGUACACUCAUGCAUACACUCGUACACCUACAUGCGUAGAGAAUUUUCCAACUGAAGGUUUCGUUAUAAGAAAUGCUCUAAUUAUAAUUCUCCAUCGAUUUGGAAACGUUAAUCAGAUCAGGAAAAGUUUAUCAAAUAAACAGCAUUCGGAAUUUAAUUACAGCUUUUCUGAUGUGUAAAAAGUUCAGAAAAUUAUCCAAUCCGGAAAUAUUUGUGUACCUGUGUACGUUUUAGAAAUGUAUCGAGUUGCACAAAGUGGGGCGAAACUCGCGGCUCUCAUGAUGAUGUAGUUUUUGACUUAGCAGCCAUUUAAGUUAAAGUUUGAUGAUAACUGAAGUGGAAUCUCCAACCUUUUGUUAUUGACAACUGUGGCUGUGGCCUGCGAAACUUUGUAAGGAAUGGAAUCAAUUAAUGAAAUCAUGGAUUCCCAGACGUUUAGCCAGGAACUGGUGGACGAUGAGUUCAUUACCGUUGGACACCAGAACCAGCACCAAGAAGCUGACUCCGAAUCCGAGUCACACAGUCUACAUGGUGUCAGCGGUGAGGCUCUUGCCAUGACCAUGCAAUCAAUGAUGUCCUCGGCGGACGGGGCUGGUGAGGAGGAGCCUAGUUCUGUUGUGAUGGUUAUUGAUGAAAUCGCGCACAGUAAUGUGCAGACAGCGUAUCAGAUUGUGCCUCAACAGCUGCAGAUUCAGGGUAGGAAUUUGCCACUACCACUGUCGUUGCUCCACCACCAGCAUCAGCGUCAACACCAAACCCAGACCCAGCAUCAACAGCGGCAGGAGAGAAUGAUCGCCAGUAGCCCAGUGGACUUUGUUGGGUCUGAUAUUAGCUUGGAUGGAAUAGCUUCAGUGAAUACGGUGCUGUCCCAAGGUGUAUCUGUCAAACAGGAGCACAAGCUUCUUAUUGUUCGUCGAGAUCAGGAUUUCAGUCAUGUUAGAAGUCAGUCUCAGGCCAGUAAACGUCAUAAUAUGGAUGAAGACGUUUCGAACGUCGGUGUUGGAAUAAUGGAUGAGCUUUCGUCAGACGGCUUAGCCUGCGAGGAGGAAGAGGUCACACUGAACCAACAUCAUCAACACCAGCAGCUUCUAGAACAGCAGCAUCAGUAUGGCCAUUUAACGCAUCAUCAAACUCAUGGCCAAGUACAUCAAAGUAUGCACCAUCGAUCAGCUCAGCUGGCACUAGGACACAAUGGAAGCGUUCACAGCGAGGUUUUAUCGGUUAUUGUACAGUCUCACGAGGACGACAAGGAUGUGGAAGGGGAUGCGGAUGAAGACGACGACGACGAUCGAGACUCUGGUGGGCGCGGUCAAUUACUCAGUCCUGUAUUGGAGCACAGCUCAUAUCAAACAUUAACAUCUGUCAAUGAUCGCAUAUCACCGCCUGGUUUUAGUCCGACGUCGUAUGCCACGCUGACACCUAUUCAACCACUUCCGCCCAUAUCGACGAUGUCCGAUAAGUUCGCUUACUCUGGUCACAUCUCCGGAGGAGGAGGAGGAGGAGGGGGAGGUGGAAGUAGAAGUGGAGCAGAAGGCACAACCAACUCAUCCAGCAGCGCUGCAGAGACAGGAACUGUAAGUAGUGGUAAUGUCAGCUCUUCUGGUUGUAGCAACAACGAUUGCAGCUCAUUCUUAUUAUCUGGAUUAUCUGGAGUACAGUCGCCGUAUUCCUCCUACGAUAAGUUGCCCUCAAUGAUUUCUCCUCCUCCUCCACAUAACUACUCUGGUUCUCCAUCCCACGGGCUCACCGGUAUGGUAGUCUCGUGCGACUUGCAUACGCACAGUUCCUCAGUGUCAGUGCCUUCCCCAGUAACUGGUGGAUGCGUGACUCUUUCCCCGCACUCGGAUUCCCCGCAGUUGCAGAUUGGAGUUAACGUCAACGGCCAAAAGCGAGACGCGGUGACUACACAUGGACAUGCACACGGACACGGAAACGGACAUAGUCAUGGACUCCAGCUGAUACCCGUAACUUUGCAGAAACAGGUGAUAUGCCUCUCACCGACCGGUGUUAUAGGGGACAGUGUGGUUGUGAGUGAUUAUGAGUCAUCCUAUAGCGGGCAUCACCAUGAUCAUGAGCUGAUAAUGGCCACGUCUUCGUCGACAAGUUCAACGGCCGGACUUCAGCAUAGUCCAACACUCAGCCCCCACUCAGUUUCUGCCGGUUCUGUUGUUUCCAUGUCCUUACACUCCCCCGCAUCGGUUGUUACCUUGCCCAACAUUAAUGGCUCAAUACAAAGUCUCACAGCUGAAAUGCCUGUUGUUGUCUCUCUUACACCUACCCCUCCACCUGUAACGGAUGACGGGGCUGCAGGCAUGAGAAUGAACGAGAAUGACCCAAGUCAAAGACAUCAACAUUUCCUACCCAAAAGCCAAGAUAUUAGUGGCGAUCAGUGUAGUAUCCAUAACAACCCGCAUUCAGCCAACACAAGCCAUCAACAGUCUCAUCAAAAUGGUUACCAGAACGUGCAGCAGCUGUCAAAGUCGCAUUCCCCAAAAUCCAACCCCGGCACUAGUGGAGGCGGAAGCCGAAGUGCAAAUGCAAGCGGAAGUGAUAUGGAAGAGAUCAACACAAAAGAGCUGGCUCAACGUAUCUCGGCCGAACUGAAGAGAUACAGUAUUCCACAGGCAAUCUUUGCACAGCGUGUACUUUGCCGCUCCCAAGGCACACUAUCUGAUCUGUUGCGCAACCCAAAGCCAUGGUCAAAACUAAAGUCCGGACGAGAAACGUUCCGUAGGAUGUUCAAAUGGCUGCAGGAACCAGAGUUUCAACGUAUGUCUGCUUUGCGGAUGGCUGCCGCCCAAAUACCACAGCGUACACCGAUUUCAGGGGGAACGGGGGUGAGUGGUACAUCAGGACCGACAGGGGUAACUACGACCAUAACGGCUACAGACUCGUCACCAGUUAUGCCAACAAUGACAGGAAACGGAUUGCUCAGUGGAUCCUCAUCCUCUUCUUCUUCUGGUGGUGCCGUUGCCAGUAUUGUCAAUUGUCGUCGCAAGGAGGAACCUCAGAUCGAGCAAAUGCCGCAUCCAAAGAAGCCUCGUCUGGUUUUCACCGACCUACAACGACGCACUCUUCAAGCAAUUUUUAAAGAAACCAAGAGGCCGUCAAAGGAGAUGCAAGUAACAAUUGCUCGGCAGCUGGGAUUGGAGCCUACCACCGUAGGUAAUUUCUUUAUGAACGCUCGUCGCCGAUCAAUGGACAAGUGGCGCGAUGACGAUACAAAGAAUGCAUUGCAUUCCAUGCAGAACCGUCAGCAACAACAGGAUCAUAACCAAAAUCCAAGCAAUAAUUUAUCACAUGCAAACUACGCAAAUAUCCAUACGACAGCGAUGUCACCGAUUGGCGCUUUUGAUGACGAAGCUGAUAUGGAAUUGGAGCUGGACAACAGCCACGAUUUUGACUUAGUUGACGAUCAUGGGGAUAAUAGUGACGAGCAUGGCGAUAUGUUGUGACAGCAUAGCCGAUGUAGGCAACAAUCCGACAACAAGAACAAACCAAACCUAGAGACCAAGCUAUUUGAAACUCGUACCCGCACCCGGACCCACACUGGCACACACACGCACACGCGCUCUGAUAUAGAUAUUUACUCUAAUGCAUCUGCAUCUCGGAAGACAGUGAGAGUCCAUACCAAUCAAAUUCCACGGAGGGUGGAUGAGGUGGUUGGAAAUAUUCUAUUAGACGAUGAGGGUGAUGGUAAAGGUCAUGUAGAUAAUUUGGCUGAGAUUAAGCCACAGUCAGAUGUUGAAGAAAAUUGGGCCCCUAGUCCAAGUCAUGGGCUGCAACAGCAUCAAACCAACAUCUGUAUGGACGAUUUAGCCAUUUCUGAUUACUUGGAUGACCUAAAAGUCAUGAUAGUCUGCUAAAGCUUAAAAACUCACGUAGAAUGUUGUUCCCAUUGUAAAAAAUUCAACCCUAAAUAUGUAUAAAAGUUUAAGGUGUAUACUUAGAUAAAAAAUCUAGUAACACUUAUCACUUAGCACAACUCAAAUGAAUUAUUCUUUCAAGAUAAAUUUAUCUACAAUAGUACUUUUGUAAUAUACAUACUCACAUGUAGAUGAGUUGUUGUGUUCGAGUGUCAGUGCAUGUACAUAUGUAUGUUGAGAGGCCAAGUUAAGAGAUAGAUGGACAAGGAACAAAUUAAAAGGAUUCCCAAAACUUAAUUAUUACCGAUUCAAAAAGUCUAAGAAUGUAACUGUAUCUAGUCAAAUUUAUAAGAUAAACAACAAACACACUACAUUAUAUAGAGCUUAGAAAGACGCAAAUAAUUUAUCGCAAAAGGAAAUGAAUAUUAAAUUGAGUUACGGAAAAAAAAUAAGCUGUAAAUAAGCAAAAUAUAUAUGUACUUAUAUGUAUGCCCUUUAGUCCAACGCUUAUCCGAACAAAUAAUUCGAAUGCAUAUACAUUGUAAAUUUAAAACUUUCAGUGGAAUUCAAGUUAUGUUGUGCUUUUCUAAAACCACUAUUUAUUUCAAGAACACAAAAAACGAAAAGCUCACACAAAAUAAUUUAAUAAUACUUAAUGGUGAACAAUUGUUUAAAUAAUACUCAACUGCAUCUGUAACAAGCACUUUUUUUUGUAUCUGUAUGCUAUUUGAAAGGAAGGGAAGGGCAAUGAUGCAAUAAUGCAAUAAGAAGAAUAUGUAUGCUAGUCAAUUUAGUUUAAAUACAAUUUUUGCAACGGUAAAUGGUGGGUUAAUAGUUAAGAGCAGUCCUAUAGUCCGCAUCUAUAUCUUACUCGUACUUAUAGACCGAUUCAUAAAAUAAGUGUAUGUAUAAAUCAAAUAAAUGCAAUAAUAAAUUAAA
This is a messenger RNA of Drosophila pseudoobscura, 4912 nucleotides long. It is a transcript of the gene onecut, whose product is annotated as homeobox protein onecut. NCBI's taxonomy places the organism in Eukaryota, Metazoa, Arthropoda, Insecta, Diptera, Drosophilidae. The transcript has 4 exons. Gene Ontology annotation, biological process: regulation of transcription by RNA polymerase II. Gene Ontology annotation, cellular component: nucleus. The coding region runs from base 506 to 3562 and encodes 1018 amino acids. Gene Ontology annotation, molecular function: DNA-binding transcription factor activity, RNA polymerase II-specific; RNA polymerase II cis-regulatory region sequence-specific DNA binding. The record is from RefSeq and is a predicted model, not a curated record.